Molecule: messenger RNA, 1990 nt
Organism: Diceros bicornis minor
Lineage: Eukaryota; Metazoa; Chordata; Mammalia; Perissodactyla; Rhinocerotidae
Gene: PDP2
Product: pyruvate dehydrogenase phosphatase catalytic subunit 2
Exons: 3
Coding region: 316-1905 (529 amino acids)
Biological process (GO): protein dephosphorylation
Molecular function (GO): cation binding; protein serine/threonine phosphatase activity
Source: RefSeq, a predicted model, not a curated record
CUGCAGUGGGAGCUGCUUCAGGGAGGCGAGGCCAGGGUGGAGGCAGCAGUGGCAUCGUGUGCAGGCGCCAAGCUGACGGCACUGACCCGGCGGCAGUGGGGCAAACUGGGACGCGAUAUUGUUUGGGUCUGGACUGCGGCCGACCGCCUUGCGCCGGACACCACUGCCUGGCUUCUCUACCAGGCAGAAGAGGAGUGGGGGGCCCCAGGGGCCCUCUGCAUGCCCUGACCGGCCGCUCCUGACCCAGUUUUCAGGUUUGAAAAAAAAAUACCCUUUUGCUGAAGGAAUACAUUUGCUGAUAGAUAUAGCCUCAGAAUGUCAAGUACUGUGUCCUACUGGAUCUUCAAUUCUGCAAGGAACAGCAUUGCCACAUUACAAGGAGGCAGACGUUUAUAUUCAAGGUGUGCCUCAAAUAGGAAUAAAUCAAAAUGGAGGCUCUUUUCCCAGGCACCAGCCACCCUAGAAAACAAUACCCCAUGUGGUGGGUUUGCUCUACGGAAAGCCUACAGACACACUUGGACAGAGGAAGAUGAUUUCCACUUACAGCUCAACCCUGAGCAGGUACCUGAAGUGCUUCGAGCCGGUGAGUCGGCCCACAAGAUUCUUGACCUCAAUGGAGUCCCAAAUUCCGUGUUGCGGUUUGAGAGCAACCAGCUGGCUGCCAAUUCCCCAGUGGAGGACCGGCGAGGUGUAGCCUCCUGCCUACAGACGAAUGGGCUGAUGUUUGGCAUCUUUGAUGGACAUGGUGGCCAUGCAUGUGCUCAAGCAGUGAGCGAGAGGCUGUUCUACUAUGUGGCAGUGUCACUGAUGUCCCAGCAGACCCUGGAGCAGAUGGAGGGAGCGGUGGAAAGCAUGAAGCCCCUGCUGCCCAUCCUGCAGUGGCUCAAGCACCCAGGGGACAGUAUCUACAAGGAUGUUACAUCAGUACACCUUGAUCACCUCCGUGUCUACUGGCAGGAGCUGCUUGACCUGAACAUGGAAAUGGGACUGAACAUUGAGGAAGCAUUAAUGUAUUCCUUCCAGAGACUGGAUUCUGACAUCUCGCUGGAAAUCCAGGCCCCCCUGGAAGAUGAGAUGACAAGGAACCUUUCACUCCAGGUCGCUUUCUCCGGGGCAACAGCUUGCAUGGCCCAUGUUGAUGGAGUUCACUUGCAUGUGGCAAACACAGGUGACUGUCGGGCCAUCCUUGGUGUUCAGGAGGACAAUGGCAUGUGGUCUUGUCUGCCCCUCACCCGUGACCACAAUGCCUGGAACCAGGCUGAGCUAUCACGGCUAAAGAGGGAGCAUCCCGCAUCAGAGGACAGGACAGUCAUCAUGGAUGACAGGUUGCUGGGUGUCCUCAUGCCCUGCAGGGCCUUCGGGGAUGUGCAGCUAAAGUGGAGCAAGGAGCUGCAGCGCAGUGUCCUAGAGAGGGGCUUUGACACCGAGGCCCUCAACAUUUACCAGUUCACCCCCCCGCACUACUAUACUCCACCCUACCUGACUGCCAAGCCCGAGGUCACAUACCACAGGCUGAGGCCCCAGGAUAAGUUCCUUGUGCUGGCUUCAGACGGCCUGUGGGACGUGCUGGGCAAUGAGGAUGUAGUGAGGCUGGUGGUGGAGCACCUGGCUGAAGCUGGUCGGCACAAGCCAGACCUGGCCCGGAGACCUGCCAACCUGAGACUCAUGCAGAGCCUGCUGCUGCAGAGGAAAGCCCAGGGGCUCCACGCUGCUGACCAGAAUGCAGCCACACAUCUGAUCAGACACGCCAUAGGGAGCAACGAGUAUGGGGAGAUGGAGCCCGAGCGACUGACAGCCAUGCUGACGUUGCCAGAGGACUUGGCGAGGAUGUACCGGGAUGAUAUCACUGUCACUGUGGUGUAUUUUAACUCAGACUCAAUUGAUGCCUAUUACAAGGGGGGUUAAGAGUCUCCCAUCCUAUUGCCAAGGUUAACUUAAAUGCUCUUCUAAGACAUUUUCACUUGUUCUUAAACUGGCUAUUCAACCCUUA